AUGGCCGCAAGCCCCGCUGCCCCCCUGGCCUGGGCGCUGCUACUCCUCUCGUUGGCUCUGCUCCGCGGCGGCUGCCGGGCGCGCUUCGCUGCCGAGCCGGACUCCGAAGACGACGAAGGGGAGGCGGUAGUAUUCCCCGAGUCGCCCCUGCAGAGACCCACGGUGAUGGUGGCCGUCCUCGCGCGUAACGCUGCGCACACGCUGCCUCACUUCCUCGGCUGCCUGGAGCGGCUGGACUACCCCAAGAGCAGGAUGGCCAUCUGGGCUGCCACUGAUCACAAUGUGGAUAAUACAACAGAAAUACUCACGGAGUGGUUGAAAAAUGUCCAGAGAGCCUAUCACUAUGUGGAGUGGAGGCCUAUGGAUGAACCUGAGUCUUAUCCUGAUGAAAUUGGACCAAAGCACUGGCCUGGCUCCCGUUUUGCCCAUGUGAUGAAACUACGACAGGCAGCCCUUCAAACUGCAAGGGAAAAGUGGUCAGACUACAUUCUGUUCAUAGAUGUUGACAACUUCCUGACUAAUCCACAGACCCUCAGUCUACUGAUUGCAGAAAACAAAACUGUUGUGGCCCCCAUGCUGGAGUCUCGGGGCCUGUACUCUAAUUUCUGGUGUGGAAUCACACCUCAGGGCUUCUAUAAACGGACCCCAGACUAUCUUCAGAUUAGAGAAUGGAAGAGGUUGGGCUGCUUUCCGGUCCCCAUGGUCCACUCCACGUUCCUAAUUGACCUCAGGAAGGAAGCGUCUGACAAGCUGAUGUUCUACCCCCCGCACCAGGACUACACCUGGACCUUUGAUGACAUCAUCGUCUUUGCCUUCUCCAGCAGGCAAGCAGGCAUCCAGAUGCACCUCUGCAACAGAGAGCACUACGGCUACCUGCCCAUCCCCCUGAAGCCCCAUCAGACCCUACAGGAGGACAUUGAGAGCCUCAUCCAUGUGCAGAUAGAAGCAAUGAUUGACCAUCCUCCAAUGGAACCUUCCCAGUUCGUCUCAGUUGUCCCUAAAUAUCCAGACAAGAUGGGAUUCGAUGAGAUUUUCAUGAUAAACCUCAAGCGCAGAAAGGACAGGCGGGACCGGAUGUUACGUACCCUCUACGAGCAGGAGAUUGAGGUCAAGAUUGUCGAGGCUGUGGAUGGAAAGACACUCAACACAAGCCAGCUGAAGGCCCUGAAUAUUGAAAUGCUGCCCGGAUAUCGAGAUCCCUACUCCUCCAGGCCUCUAACUAGGGGUGAAAUUGGCUGCUUCCUUAGCCACUACUCUGUCUGGAAAGAGGUAAUUGACCAAGAGCUGGAGAAGACUCUUGUUAUCGAGGAUGAUGUGCGUUUUGAACAUCAGUUUAAGAAGAAGCUCAUGAAGCUGAUGGAUGAUAUUGAUCGAGUCCAGCUGGAUUGGGAACUGAUUUAUAUUGGCAGGAAGAGGAUGCAACUAAAAGAGCCAGAGAAAGCUGUGCCCAAUGUGGUAAAUCUGGUCGAAGCUGACUAUUCUUACUGGACUCUGGGCUAUGUCCUCUCUCUGGAAGGAGCACAGAAGCUUGUUGGAGCCAAUCCUUUUGGGAAGAUGCUACCAGUGGAUGAGUUUCUGCCAAUCAUGUACAACAAGCAUCCUGUUGCUGAGUACAUGGAACAUUACGAAUCCAGGGACUUGAAAGCCUUCUCUGCAGAACCCUUGCUCAUCUACCCAACACACUACACAGGCCAGCCAGGGUAUCUGAGUGACACGGAGACCUCAACCAUCUGGGACAAUGAGACAGUGGCCACUGACUGGGACAGGACACAUGCCUGGAAGUCCAGGAAGCAAGGUCACAUCUACCGCAAUGCCAAGAACACAGAGGCCCUGCCACCGCCAACCUCCCUGGACACUGUGCCUUCGAGAGAUGAGCUAUGAGGGCUCCAUGGGGGGUUUACUGCCC
Kogia breviceps (pygmy sperm whale) is the source of this 1906-nucleotide messenger RNA. It is a transcript of the gene COLGALT2, whose product is annotated as collagen beta(1-O)galactosyltransferase 2. Lineage: Eukaryota; Metazoa; Chordata; Mammalia; Artiodactyla; Physeteridae. The record is from RefSeq and is a predicted model, not a curated record. Gene Ontology annotation, molecular function: procollagen galactosyltransferase activity.